Molecule: messenger RNA, 1345 nt
Organism: Sinocyclocheilus anshuiensis
Lineage: Eukaryota; Metazoa; Chordata; Actinopteri; Cypriniformes; Cyprinidae
Product: bystin-like
Exons: 5
Coding region: 122-1210 (362 amino acids)
Biological process (GO): rRNA processing
Cellular component (GO): preribosome, small subunit precursor; nucleolus; cytoplasm
Molecular function (GO): snoRNA binding
Source: RefSeq, a predicted model, not a curated record
CACACACACACACACUGCGCCAUUUGCUUCAGACACACGUGUGUUCGGCGCGCAGCUGCAUGUCAUGAGUUCAAACCCGAGUUAAUAAUAACUAUAAUUUAUCAGAUAAAUCCUCAUCAUCAUGCCGAAGGUGAAGAAGAGCAGCGGCGCGCUGUCUCUGGCAGAUCAGAUCCUGCAGGGAGACGCGGUCCGGAGCAGCGGCCGCCUGAAGAACCGGAGCCGGAGCCGGAGCGAGGAGGAGCAGGAGUAUGUGGACGAGAAACUGUCCCGAAAGAUCCUCCAGCAGGCCAGAAUACAACAGCAGCAGCUGCAGAGCGAGCUGGGACUCACUCCAGACACCAGGAGACCACCAGCCACUCGACUAGGUCCGAGCACACAGGACGGAGACUCUGAUGACGAGUGGCCGGCGCUGGGCGAUGACGCUGCGGAGGAGACGGGUGGAGAGGUGGACGUGGAUCCUGAGGACGAGAAGGCCAUCGAGAUGUUCAUGAACAAGAACCCGCCGCUCAGACGCACGCUAGCCGACAUCAUCAUGGAGAAGAUCACGGAGAAGCAGACGGAGGUGGGCACCGUGAUGUCCGAGGCGUCGGGACGCGCCGCUCCUCAGCUGGACCCGCGGGUGCUGGAGGUGUACAGAGGCGUCAGCAAGGUCCUGUCGAAAUACCGCAGCGGGAAACUUCCCAAAGCCUUCAAGAUCAUCCCGGCUCUCUCCAACUGGGAGCAGGUGCUGUACCUCACCGAGCCGGAGACGUGGACGGCCGCCGCCAUGUACCAGGCCACCAGGUCAGAGGUCACAGGCCACAGGUCGUCGCGCAUGCGCCACUUCGUGUUUUCAGUAGGGCUGUGCAAUUAUUGCAGCGCCGCCAUGCUGAAAAUCGCAGAGAUGGAGUACAACGGAGCCAACAGUAUUUUCCUGCGGCUGCUGCUGGAUAAGAAGUACGCGCUGCCCUUCCGCGUGCUGGACGCUCUGAUCGCACACUUCCUGUCGUUCUGCGCGGACAGACGGAUGCUGCCGGUGCUGUGGCACCAGAGCCUGCUGACGCUAGUGCAGCGCUACAAAGCUGACCUGUCCUCCGAACAGAAGGAGGCGCUGCUGGAGCUGCUGAAGUGCCAGACGCAUGCGCAGAUAUCGUCCGAGAUCCGGCGCGAGCUGCAGAGCGCUGAGUCACGUGACCUGGAGGACGCUACAACCGUCAUGACCGUCGGCUGAGCCGCCGCGGACUUCCAUCGUAACGCGCGAUUGUGUUGCAAUAUAUUUAGCAUUCUUUGCAGUAAUGCAUUGUUUGUAUUUUUGGACUACACUUUUGGUUAGAACUUGUGUUACUAGGUAAUAAAAUUACGUUAU